Sorex fumeus (smoky shrew) is the source of this 2908-nucleotide messenger RNA. It is a transcript of the gene PPM1B, whose product is annotated as protein phosphatase, Mg2+/Mn2+ dependent 1B. Gene Ontology annotation, cellular component: nucleus; cytosol. The record is from RefSeq and is a predicted model, not a curated record. Gene Ontology annotation, biological process: positive regulation of canonical Wnt signaling pathway; negative regulation of canonical NF-kappaB signal transduction; protein dephosphorylation. The transcript is spliced from 6 exons. Bases 265 to 1428 code for a protein of 387 amino acids. NCBI's taxonomy places the organism in Eukaryota, Metazoa, Chordata, Mammalia, Eulipotyphla, Soricidae. Gene Ontology annotation, molecular function: protein serine/threonine phosphatase activity; manganese ion binding; magnesium ion binding.
GCGCCGGGCGCGGAGCGGCGGCUGCUCAAUGGCGGCGCGGCGGCCGGCGCUGUGAGCCGCGGCCCGGCGGAGCGGGCGUCGAGCGGCGGCCCGAGGCCGGGUCUCUCGGGGCGCGCCGGGCGGAAGAUGCUCCAGGGCGACGCGGCGGCGGCGGCGGCGGCGUGCGGGAGGGGCGUAGGCGGCGGCGGCGGCGAGCGGGGCCCGGCGCAGUAGGCGGCGGCGGACGCCCCUCGCUCCUCGCCCGCGCGCAGGUCGCUAGUAAACAUGGGUGCGUUCUUGGACAAACCCAAAACGGAGAAGCACAACGCGCACGGUGCUGGGAACGGCCUGCGCUACGGCCUUAGCAGCAUGCAGGGCUGGAGAGUGGAGAUGGAGGACGCGCACACGGCCGUCGUGGGCAUCCCCCAGGGCUUGGAGGACUGGUCCUUCUUCGCCGUGUACGAUGGUCAUGCCGGGUCCCGCGUGGCGAACUACUGCUCGACUCACUUACUGGAGCACAUCACCAACAACGAAGACUUCAGGGCAGCUGGCAAGUCGGGCCUUGCCCUCGAGCCCUCCGUGGAGAGCGUCAAGAAGGGCAUCAGGACUGGCUUCUUGAAAAUCGACGAGUACAUGCGCGACUUCUCGGACCUCCGGAACGGCAUGGACAGGAGCGGCUCCACGGCCGUGGGCGUGAUGAUCUCCCCGAAGCACAUCUACUUCAUCAACUGCGGCGACUCCCGGGCCGUGCUCUGCAGGAAGGCGCAGGUCUGCUUCUCCACGCAGGACCACAAGCCCUGCAACCCCAAGGAGAAGGAGCGCAUCCAGAACGCUGGGGGCAGCGUGAUGAUCCAGCGCGUGAACGGCUCCCUGGCAGUGUCCCGCGCCCUGGGGGACUAUGACUACAAGUGUGUGGAGGGGAAGGGCCCCACAGAACAGCUGGUUUCUCCCGAGCCCGAGGUCUUCGACGUCGUGAGAGCGGAAGACGACGAGUUCAUCAUCCUGGCUUGCGACGGGAUCUGGGAUGUUAUGAGUAACGAGGAGCUCUGCGAAUAUGUCCAGUCGAGGCUCGCGGUGUCCGAUGACCUGGAGAAUGUGUGCAAUUGGGUAGUGGACACUUGUUUACAUAAGGGAAGUCGAGAUAACAUGAGUAUUGUACUAGUUUGCUUUUCAAAUGCCCCCAAGGUCUCAGAUGAAGCAGUGAAAAAAGAUUCAGAGUUGGAUAAGUACUUGGAAUCACGGGUUGAAGAAAUCAUGGAGAAGUCUGGUGAGGAAGGAAUGCCCGAUCUUGCCCAUGUCAUGCGCAUUUUGUCUGCUGAAAGUAUCCCAAAUCUGCCUCCUGGAGGAGGCCUUGCUGGCAAGCGCCAUGUUAUCGAAGCUGUUUAUAGUAGGCUGAACCCACAUAGAGAGAGUGACGGGGGUGCUGGAGAUCUAGAAGACCCAUGGUAGCCUUAGCCACCUUCUAAAAUGCUUUUGAUUCUGAAAAUUGGGGACAAACUUAAUCACAAUUUUCUUCAAUACAAGGGAAACUAUUCUUGUGGAUUUCCAGCGUUCUGUGCUGUGAGCAUCUCCUGACGCCGUCACUCGCCGCGUGGCGGCCAGCACCGGGCAGCAGCUGCUUCUCUUUUGAACCUUUGGCCCUCGAAGCAGCGGAGUUCUCUCAGCAGAGGCCCAGGCGCCAAGCGCUCGCGAGGGGCGUGGGUGGUGUGCUCGGAGGACGCCCGGCCAGCACCGCGGCGGGAGGGUGGGGAUGCUCCUUUUUUCAGCUCUCCAGGGCGGCAGCCUGGGCGGCUCUGUGACUUGAAGUUUCAUUUAGGCGAUUUACUAUAGGGUAUAUAUUUAUUAAUUGUUAUUUAAUUUUUUCCAAUUUUACCUGUAUUACCAAACUGGGUUCUCCAAUAAUGUCCAAAUUGUAAUGUUGCCUGCUUCCGGAUAAAGUGUAUUCGGCAAUAACACUAUAAACCCUGCAGAUUUUAUGCAUGUAUCGACUACGUUCGUCAGCUCUUACUAGAAAAGCUUUUGAAACCAAAUGGAUUAAUUUAUGGCUAUUUAUAAUUUGCUUUGACAUCUCACUGCGGCCUUUUUUUUAUGAUGAGAUUUGCCUUUAUAAUGUAAAUUGUGAUUUUUGUUUUACAUGUGGGUUUCUAUCGUUUUACUUUUUCAGCUUUUGAGAUACAAGUUUUGUGUAAUUUGGUAUAAUUUUUAACUGUUUACGUUAUUUUAAAGCUCAGAGUAUCACAUUGAAAUGACUCAUAGAUACCUUUUAAAAGAUCUAUUUUAGAUCUAGGGGAAUAUCCCAGCGGUAUUUUCAGAGGCUCAGUAACCUUUCAUUUUAUAAGUUGGGCACGGUACAGAGUGGCUGUCACAUAAGGUACUUGAAGAUUAUUUGUUUCAUCCUCUUUUUACAUUCACCUUGAAUUCUUUUGCAUUUUGUUUGUAUUAAUGCUGGAAGUGAAGAGUCAAGUAUUCAUCGGAAAGAGGCUCUCAGGCGGGAGAAACCCUGGUCCCAUGUUGUGGGUGUUCUGUGCCCCGCCCCCCACACCCACGCGGGGCUCCGCGGGCGCCCUUGCCCUGGUGUGGUUAGAACGAGUCGCCAUCUGCUCCUGGUGUCAGGCCUCCCUCCUGCUUUCCUGGGGCCCCGCAGCCGAGGGGACAGUGGCCCCGAGCAUUUGACGGACUGUGCAACUGGCUUUUGGUUUAAAAGAAAUGAUUGCCACAAUAUAUUUUUAUUUAUUCGUUAGAUUUUAGCUUUGUCAGUUCAAGUGCUUUACAUGAUGAUGUUAAACGCUCCUUGUUCCUCUUCUGGGCUUGGACGGUCGGUGAAAGAUAGGGAACGAAGAACGCCCCUGCCGACGGCCCCUCCCUGUAUGCCUUGUGAUGUCCUGCGCUCCAGUGAGUCACCUGUCACUGAAUAAAGGACUGACACAGA